Molecule: messenger RNA, 859 nt
Organism: Aspergillus piperis CBS 112811
Lineage: Eukaryota; Fungi; Ascomycota; Eurotiomycetes; Eurotiales; Aspergillaceae
Product: putative transcription regulator PAB1642
Exons: 1
Coding region: 76-819 (247 amino acids)
Source: RefSeq, a predicted model, not a curated record
CUCACAACAAACAACAAUUCUCCUACAACUUCCACUUUCACCACCGACCACCUCACAACCACACACACAACCAAAAUGACCUCCCUAACAACCCACCUCCUCAACCUCAACCCCUCCGCCCUCCACACCUCAACCGCCCACCCUUUCCUCCACUCCGCCGGCACCUCCACCCUCCCCAAAGCCACCCUCUCAGCCUGGCUCUCACAAGACCGUCUCUACGCGCAAUCCUACGUCCGCUUCAUCGGUCUCCUCCUCUCGAAAAUCCGUCUCCCUUACACAACCACUGCCAGCAGCCCCGCCCCCCUCGAAUCCCGCAUCCUCUCCCUCCUCACCUCCGCCCUCCUCAACAUCCAACGCGAACUCACCUUCUUCGAGACCGUCGCCGCCGAAUACAAUCUCGACCUGCAAGUACCCCCAUCGGGCGCGACCACCUUCGGCCCUAGCGAAGCGACGCACGCAUACACAGAUUUGUUCCUUUCCUCGGGCUCGAGCGGCGUGACGUUGUUGGAGGGGUUGGUGGUGUUGUGGGCUACGGAAGUGUGUUAUUAUAAGGCAUGGGGGUAUGCGAGGGGGGUUAUCGAGAAGGAAAAUAAGGGUGGAGAGGGAAGUAAUGAUGCGGAUGGCGGUGCUUUGAGAGUGCAGUUUAUUCCUAAUUGGACGAGUGAGGAGUUUGGACGCUUUGUUGACCAGAUUGCGGGGUUGGUGGAUGAGGUUGCCGCGGGUGUUGCGGGUAGUGAGAGGGAGGAGUUGCUGGGGAGGUGUGAGCGGUGGUGGAGGCAGGUUGUUUGGCUGGAGGGAAUGUUUUGGCCGGAGGUUUGAGGAUUGGAAUUGGUUCUAUGCAAGGUAUAAGGUGUAUGGU